This is a messenger RNA of Dicrocoelium dendriticum, 2160 nucleotides long. NCBI's taxonomy places the organism in Eukaryota, Metazoa, Platyhelminthes, Trematoda, Plagiorchiida, Dicrocoeliidae. The record is from the annotation of a GenBank genome assembly.
GCGUUCCCCAUUCCCUUCUGACUUUUCGAACAUGGAUCCACAAAAGUUCAUUGAACUGCGGAAACAAAUGUUAGAGAACAACGAAGAAGUAGCUGAUUUUAUCAAAGACUUGGAUGCUUGGAAAGCGCAGAUGGAAGCUCAAGAUACCCACUUGCGCCAUCAAGAGCCAAAAGCUAAAGACCUGCCUGCUAUUCGUAAUACCCUAUACAAGAAACAGCGAAAAAAGAAGCUGAACUCGGCUCCACCACCCACCAAGUCCGCCGCCCGCAUCAGCGGUUACGAUUACAGGGCCUGGGAUAGAUUCGACUAUGACAAGGCCCUGGAAGCUGUGGACAACAGGCCAUUGCCACCGUCUGAUGCAAGCAGCAGCGAAACUGACGAGGAACUAGAGAACAGACGCCGGAUUGCCCUAGCUAGUGAAGUCCGUGAAUUGGGAAAUCAACGUUUUAAAGAGAAACAAUAUGAAGAGGCAGUGGAGCAUUAUACAACUGCUAUUAGACUAGCCCCAGAAGAUCCCACACCCCUUACAAAUCGUGCCCUGGUCCAUCUGAAGCUGGAGCAGUACGCCUCCGCGGAAGCGGAUUGCUCCGCUGCUCUGGUUUUGGACAAUAAAAAUACUAAGGCGCUGUUCCGGCGCGCCAUCGCACGUAAGCAUCUGGGCAAGAGGUCGGAGGCUAUCCAGGACUUGAAGUCUCUCCUAAAGUCCAAUCCAUCGAACAAGUCAGCCGCGGUCGAGUUGGCUUCUAUCGUGGGUCCCACAGAAGCUCUUACGAAUCCGGAGCCUAUUAGCCCACCUGUAGAGACACCGCCCCGGCAAUUGAACCCCCCUAGUGAACACCGCAAAUUCAAACGAGUCACAAUUGUGGAAGUGGGAGGAACUAAUCCAGACUCUACAGUUACUACUACGGGACGAGCUGGAGUCGUUGAGGUUGCGUCUCACCGUGCUCCGUCAUUUAAUGGUUCUACUAGAGAGUCGAUUGUUUCGGAUCGGCUCCCUGGCACCACAUGUUCGCAUCAAGGAUCUGGAGACAAGGAAAACCGCCCGUCAAGAACUACUCCGCUCACACCGGCAAUAACCCUGGCUCCAAAUGGACCAGAUAAUUGGUUUCAAUUGGAACGAGAAUUACGCGAGCUGAAUCGUCUCGAACCACAAUCCACUUUAGCAGAUGCCGGAAUCGCUUAUCUGUGUCGUAUUUGCCCCACUCGGUAUGCCAAGGUGAUCGGUAGUAAUUUGGAGGCUACUUUCUUGACACAACUCUUACACGCUUUCAGCAAGUCAAAUUCUCUCUCUCCAACAGAUUUAGCCAUUCGACUUGAUCAUCUUGCACGCUUGCCCCGCUUUGACGUUGCUUGGAUGUUAGUGGACGAUAUCGGCAAACAUGUUUUUCAGGAAUUAUGUGAUCGUUUGCAAAACGACCCUCAUAUAUGUAAAGAUCAGCUGGAGCGCAUUAAGAGGGCCUUCAUCUGACUGAGUGCAUGACCUCGGGGUUUGUUGCUCCCGUGUGUGUACAGACUGCACCGCACAUACCCAUGCUACUUCUCCGAUUGUUCCGUGUGAAUUCUACGCCACCAUAUGCAUGGGAACGUUGCGUUUCACUCGCGAGAUAACUAUUCUUCAUGCUACCUUGUGUUGAUGCAUUUUCUCUCGCUUUUUGCCCCCGAUACACUGAAGCCUUUGAGUCAUCUCCACAUUCCGCUUCCUGUUUGGACACCUUCGUGCACUACAAUCCUGCGGAUUACCACUGAUCUUCCACUCUCCUAUUUUGACUGUGCGUAUUGUUAAGAUUCAGAAGCUCUUCUUGAGCUACAUCAACCUACCCGGUGAACUUUCCUCGCUUUUAUCCUUCUCCGGUCUUUCCAUCUGUAUAUAAUUCUUUUGGUUUUGUGUCAAUGGCCUCAGAUCGGUCCCACGGUUUGGAACAGAUAGGAAGUUGGGUAUCAGGAUUUUCACUGGCAGCCACAUUUUUACCUCUGAAGGAUGUGUUUUAUCUUCGUGCGUAGUUUUAUAUGUUCCCUGAAUCUGUUUGCUUGAGAUAUCGAUGCCGUUUUUAUAUCAAUGGACCUGUUUACAAUCCUGGUCCUUGGACACACCCCGCUUAAUUCCGUUUUUGUGUCUUCGCAUUAAAUAUGGGAUCCUGUAAGCACCAUUGCCAGGGAAAG